Messenger RNA from Sinocyclocheilus anshuiensis, 3370 nucleotides. Its product is annotated as proto-oncogene tyrosine-protein kinase Src-like. The transcript has 13 exons. NCBI's taxonomy places the organism in Eukaryota, Metazoa, Chordata, Actinopteri, Cypriniformes, Cyprinidae. Gene Ontology annotation, biological process: protein phosphorylation. The record is from RefSeq and is a predicted model, not a curated record. Gene Ontology annotation, molecular function: ATP binding; protein tyrosine kinase activity; protein binding. Bases 414 to 2036 code for a protein of 540 amino acids.
AACGUAGUAAAACAGUGUCUCGUCAAAGCGCCCUGCCCUCUCUUUUUCCCAUCAUCUCAUACGGGUGUCGUGGCUUUGACUCCCCCUUCGGCCCUGCGCGCUUUCUCAGGGACGCGAUAAGCUACUGCUGCGAAUCAGAUCAUUCCCGACCGCUUUUGAUCGUGCGGUUGGAUAUAUUAAUUGUUACCGGCGUAACAUUGCUAUUAACUAUGACUCGUGCUGCUGUGCUCGUUCCCAGGCAACCCCCUCACUCGCUCAGUUUCAUUUCUUCUGUUAGAGCCGGUGAACAUUAUUGACUAUGGAAAGCUGAGCCUCGUUCAUUCAUACACCGAAAACAGUAACUCGAAGGUCAUUCAGAGCAACGAAAGGAUUUUAUUUGCACCACAUUCGUGGUUCUCGACAAGGUCUAGGCCAUGGGUGGAACCAAGAGUAAACCCAAAGAGCUCGGCCAGCGCUCCCGGAGUCUAGACGACGGCACUGGAGGUCACCAUCACAGUCCCAAGCAGUCGUCCUUCACACCCAACCGGAGUCCACCAGUGGACGGUACCAGACGCGGCACCCAGCCCAACAUCAUCAACGCGCAGCAGGCGCUGUUUGGAGGAGUGAACUCGAACAACAGCAUCACGUCUCCUCACAGGGUCGGCACGCUUUCCGGCGGUGUGACCACGUUUGUGGCUUUGUAUGACUACGAGUCACGAACCGCCUCCGAUUUGUCAUUCAGGAAAGGAGAACGACUCCAGAUUGUCAAUAACACGAGAAAGUUGAACCCCAGGGAGGGCGACUGGUGGCUGGCUCGCUCGCUGACGACAGGAGAGAGUGGAUACAUUCCCAGCAAAUACGUGGCACCGUCUGAUUCCAUCCAGGCUGAAGAAUGGUACUUUGGAAAGAUCACACGCAGGGACUCCGAGCGCCUCCUCUUGAGUCUGGAAAACAGGAGAGGAACUUUCCUGGUCAGAGAGAGUGAGACAACCAAAGGUGCCUACUGUCUUUCUGUCCUGGAUUACGACAACGUCAAGGGCCUAAAUGUCAAACAUUACAAGAUCAGGAAGCUGGACAGCGGGGGAUUUUACAUCACGUCGCGCACACAGUUCAGUACUUUACAGCAGCUGGUCAACCACUACCGCCAGCACGCAGACGGCCUGUGUCACUGUCUGACUGACGUGUGUCCAGUGCUGAAGCCUCAGACUCAAGGCCUGGCACGGGAUGCCUGGGAGAUCCCACGGGACUCUCUGAGACUGGACGUCAAGCUGGGCCAGGGCUGCUUCGGAGAGGUCUGGAUGGGCACUUGGAACGGCACGACACGCGUGGCCAUCAAGACUCUGAAGCCUGGCACUAUGUCUCCUGAGGCCUUCCUGCAGGAAGCACAGGUGAUGAAGAAACUCCGGCACGAGAAGCUGGUGCAGCUUUACGCUGUCGUCUCAGAGGAGCCCAUUUACAUCGUCACUGAGUACAUGGGACAAGGAAGUCUGUUGGAUUUCCUGAAGGGUGACAUGGGGAAAAUGCUGCGGUUGCCUCAGCUUGUGGAUAUGGCCUCUCAGAUCGCCUCUGGAAUGGCGUACGUGGAAAGAAUGAACUAUGUGCACAGGGACCUCAGGGCUGCCAACAUCCUGGUGGGUGAUAACCUGGUGUGUAAAGUGGCUGACUUUGGCCUCGCUCGACUCAUAGAGGACAACGAAUACACGGCCAGACAGGGAGCCAAGUUUCCCAUCAAGUGGACCGCGCCAGAGGCGGCGCUUUACGGCCGCUUCACCAUCAAAUCUGACGUGUGGUCGUUUGGAUUAAUCGCGAUUAAUCGUUUGACAGCAUUAAUGUCUGUCCUCCGCACAGGUAUGGUGAACCGGGAGGUGCUGGACCAGGUGGAGCGUGGCUACAGGAUGCCCUGUCCCGCCGAGUGCCCAGAAUCCCUGCACGAGCUGAUGCUGACCUGCUGGCGCAAGGAGCCCGAAGAGCGGCCCACCUUCGAAUACCUCCAGAGCUUCCUGGAAGACUACUUCACCUCUACUGAACCACAGUACCAACCGGGCGAGAACCUCUAGAGAUGCCGAUCUAGUCAAGUGUGAGAAAGAGAAAGAGAGAUCCUUUUCCUGACCAGAAAACAAACACCGGAAGUUUGUGGCAUAACCCAAACAAUACUGAUCCACAUAGAAUGAUAUCCAAUUCAGCCCGUUUUAAGCAACUUGCUGGGUUUUCAAAUGGUCUCAGUGUUACAGCAUCGCCCUCUGUUAUUGUAAUCGCAUGUUUUUCCACUUUCAUCGCAGGUGAGCUUCAAACAGCAAGACAAGAUGCAUCUUUUCUGCAUCAUUCGCAAAGAAAUCCACUAACAAAUUGCUUCUUCGGCCGUGCAGCUUGCAGUUUCUGCUGAUAAUUGCUGCGAGGCUUUAUUUCCGAAGCUCUGCAGAUUGAUCGCAAGCUGUUUUUCUUGACCUCGAUGUACCACCACUUCUCUCCUAAACCCUUUUAGCGGAUGCUCCAGAUCUGUCAUUCAUCCUCCUCCCACAAUCCCUCACUUCUAUCCUCUCCCAUCCCCCUUCAAACCCCCAAAGCAUCAAGCUCCGUCAGCUCCGGUGUUUGUCAUGAACCCUGCGACCCGUUCACAAGCUCAGAUGGAUGAGAUUUGAUCGGCAACAUCAGAUGUCAGCAACACUGUGCAUGUUGGGAGACAUCUGUGAUUGCAGCUCUCUCGUGACGAAUGGACGUUCCCGUUAAUGUCUUCCAAUAGAUAUCCAGGGUCUGUAUCUGAACGUGGUAUUUUAUGCCUUUUAAUAGUAGAAAUGAGCUUUUUGUCCCACUAUGUUUCUUUUGUAUGAACCUGGAUCAACUGGAAUAAGAAUGUGAUUGGUUGAGCACUGGUCACAUGAUUGGAAACGUUCGGACUGAAAUGAUGGAAACAAAACAUUCUUCCUUUUGAUAUGGACUCAAUUAGAGAAUCGUUCAGAAUGUGGUUUCAUUUGAUACAUUUAUUCUACUCUUCUAAUAUUCAAAACAACUACUGAUAUAUAGCAUUGUUUUUUGUUUAAAGCAGAUGUGACUGUAUAGUCCUACUUUGUGUGCCAAUACAAAGGAAAAAAAUGAAUUUUGUACCGUUUUAUUAUGUAUAAAAUGUAUUUUUAUUAAUGUUGUUUUUUUGUAUCAAAGAGGAUAAGCAGGCUUUGUAACUAGAAUUUAAAGGAAUAGUUCACUGAAACAUUUUCUAACCCUCAUGUUGUGUAAAACACAAACGGAGACGUUUAGCUGAAUGUUCAUGCUGCUCUUUUCCAUAUACAAUACUUUUACAUUUAUUGCAUGAGAAAAGCGUCCUCUAAAUGUCUCUUUUUGUAUCCCAUGGCAAAAAUAACAGCAUAAAUGUUUGGAACGGCAUGAGGGUGAGUGA